Molecule: messenger RNA, 6893 nt
Organism: Diachasma alloeum
Lineage: Eukaryota; Metazoa; Arthropoda; Insecta; Hymenoptera; Braconidae
Gene: Pur-alpha
Product: transcriptional activator protein Pur-beta
Exons: 7
Coding region: 864-1778 (304 amino acids)
Biological process (GO): regulation of transcription by RNA polymerase II
Cellular component (GO): nucleus
Molecular function (GO): RNA polymerase II transcription regulatory region sequence-specific DNA binding; purine-rich negative regulatory element binding; DNA-binding transcription factor activity, RNA polymerase II-specific
Source: RefSeq, a predicted model, not a curated record
UCAAGUAUUAGUGAGCAAAACGAAUGGAGAAUGGUGGUGGUAGAGGAGGUGAAGGCGCGAGGUAGGUAACCAACAGGCCAGCAGGCCCUAGCCCCGAGGAGUAUCGCUGAGUCGUGAGGCAGAACGAGCGUGCGAUAGGAAGCACAGAGUGGCCAGCAGGCGCGACGUGGUGGUGGUGUGGUGGUGGUGACGACUGGUGCCGUGGACGGUCGGCGGGUCGGACGACCGUGGUGUGUUUGAAGGAAUAAAUAAAAUCAUUUUGUUUUGUCUUUUAUAAUUUCAUAAACAAAAAAAAAAAUCCCCCCGCCCCCCAACCCCAGGUAAUCAGUGAUUUGUGUUUGUUUAUCGGUAACAAAAAUAGUUAUUCUGCAUCAGAAUAACUCGUAAUGAACGUUAAUUCAAUUCAUUCAAAUGAGCAGACCAAGAAAUUGAGGUAACAGGAGGGGGAGAAUUUGAUGCGGUGGAUUUUUCAGUGAGAAAAAGUAAUUGGGUAACUAGUGCCAGAUACACCCGGAAGGAAUCGUCCAAAGCGUUGCGGAUAUAUUUUUUUCACUUCACUCUAAAAGAGAGUGAAAAAAAAAAUUGAAGGAGCAAAAACGGGGGGGAAAAAAGUGAGACAGCACAUAAAGGAAAGUGAUAUAUAGAUCAAGUCGGGAACAACUGGGUGGUCGAAGUUUGGCCAGCAGUGAGGACAAGUGUGCCGGGAGCUCGGGGGAUAUUCCUCUGUGGCGGUGACGUGCAAGAGACGCGCGGACAGAGACAAGAAAUCAGCGGGGAUAAAUUGAAAAAUAAAAAAAAAAAACCACAGGGCACAUUAAUUCGCCAGUUUACCCCAGGAGUUUGAUAAAAUAUCAUCGUAAAUCAUGUCUGACAGAGAGAGCCUGGACGAUCAGCCGCAGAAGUAUGGAAAUCCCGGUGGAGACAGCGGAGGGGCUGAUUUUGAUGCUGGCCAACAUGGACAACAGAGUGAGCAGGAGUUGGCGACCAAAAUGCUGCAGAUACAGAGCAAGCGUUUCUACCUCGAUGUCAAACAGAAUAGACGCGGAAGGUUCAUCAAAGUCGCUGAGAUCGGAGCUGAUGGCAGACGUAGUCAAAUAUUCUUAGCCCUAAGUACAGCGUCAGAAUUUCGUGAUCAUCUCUCAACGUUUAGCGAUUUUUAUGCAUCGCUAGGUCCCCCCAAUCCGGAGAAUGUGCCAGACGAUGGAAAGCUCAAAUCCGAAAUGAUGGUGAAGGACAAUAGGCGAUACUACCUGGACCUCAAAGAAAAUUCCCGUGGUCGUUUCCUGCGGGUGAGUCACCCUGUGUCACAGACGAUAACACGAGGCGGACCUAGAACACAGAUAGCAAUACCUGCACAGGGAAUGAUUGAGUUUAGAGAUGCACUCACGGAUCUACUCGAGGAAUUUGGCAUCGACGACGGGGGAUUCAAGGGUGAUUUACCAGAGGGACGUUACAUGCGCGUUGACAACAAAAACUUCUACUUUGAUAUUGGACAGAAUAAUCGCGGUAUCUACAUGAGAAUUUCAGAGGUCAAGACAAACUUCAGAACGGCCAUAACGGUGCCCGAGAAAUCCUGGUCUCGGUUUCGUGAUAUAUUCGCAGACUACUGUGAAAAAAUGAAGGAGGGUGGUGGUGGUGUCAGUAUGGGUGGUAUGGGCCCCGGUAACGUAAUGUCCGAUGUCAAAGGAUCAGGUAGUGGUCAGCAGGCCUCAUCGCCAUCAUCCACCUCACAGCAGCCUAAUCCGAAUCCAAAUUUAGAUUCCAAUUUGAUCAAGUGAAAAAGGCUUUAACUUAACCAACAAAUGAGAAAAGAAAACGAAGAAAAACAAAAACAUGAAAGAAACAAUUUAAAAUGAUAAAAUUAUUUUAAACAAAAUCCAUUGGAAACUGAUACCGGUAGGAUAUAGAGUGAUGAAGAAAAAGAAAGAAACUCGUAAUCACGUCGUUCAUCGUUAAUAUUUUCUUCGCUGUCGUCCUAUUUUAUCAUUGCCAUCGCCAUUCAAUCAUCAUCAUUGUAUUAACCUAAUCUUCUUUACUUAACGAAGAUGAAAGUAAUUCACACAUUAUUUCUUUUUCCCAUAAAUCUCCAACGACUUUUCCAUGUCAAAGAAUAAAUUUAAACAAAUUUAAUCGAAUUAGAAAUGUUGAUCGUAUGAAUUUAAUCGAGCGUUACGUUGAAACAAUUUGAAUUUGAUCGUUAAGAUUUUAUGAAUAACGAAAAAAAAUAAUAUGAAUUGUUAUAAUUGUUAUUCGACAUGGUGUAAAAACCUAAUUUUUCAUUUCCUUUAUACUUUUGGUGAGAAGCAUGAGUAGCGGCAGCUUUAUGAGAAUAAUUAUCAAAGGGACUUCUACCUCGACUCUCAGCAGAUGAAUGAACAUUCAGUCCCUCGGACAUUAGCAUCAUCAUUAUAAACAAUUAAUAUUAUAUUGAAAAAUAAAGCCGAAUGAUGAUGUAAUGUGCUCGUUAUAUGACGUUAAUUACCCUGAGUUUAUUCAAAAAAUGGCAAAUGAACGGAAGAAACGUACAACGUGAAGAAAAUUCGUGGGACGAGUUUAUUUCUAUAUAAAAUCAACCGUGAGAAAUUUUUAAAAAAUGAAUACGCUUUCAUUCUGCAAUGCUGUGCUAAUAUCAACAAUUUCAAUAAUGAAAUAAAAAUAAUAUGUAAUUGCGUUCCCAUUCUAUUCAACAAACAUCAACAACAAGAAAUUAAAAAAAAACAAUAUAAGGGUGGAACGACGAUUAAAUGUUUAAAUAGUAUUUCGCGCUGGUGCGGAAUCCUUAAUCAUUAAUUAUUGAUUAAAAGUAGUUGAGGUGGAUUGUAUAUGCAUUACAGAUGGAAUAAAAAAAGUGCUAUUUAAUUCGGAGCAUGGUUGACACAGCCCGUGCGUUAUUAAAGAUAAAAGAGCAGAUGAAAAAAAAAAAUAAUAGAAAAGAAAAACUAAUUAAAAAUAAUAAUACAAAGGGAGAUGAUUAAAAGGAAAAAAAGAAGAAAAUUUAUUUAUAUUUUAGCUGUUUGAAUUAUUAUCUAUUCCAAUUAGAUAUUUCAAUUUUUUGCAUUCUCUUAUUAUACAUUUAAUUCCCCCCUUUUUCUUUCCAAAAAAAAAGAAUCAAUCAAUUUCGGCUGGUCUGAAUUUAUCUAGUAUAGGAGAAUAUUAAAACAAAUUCGAUAAUAUUAAAUCAUUCACAAUAGGGACAGCAUUAUCUCUGUUAAGAGAUAAUGACUAAGAGAGCGAAAGAGAGAUUAAAUAUACGCAUGUGUUUUGGCUUUGAUCAAGAGCCAUCAGGAUAUUCAAUCAAUUGCCUGCCAAUUCAUUCGUUUUCAUUAUUUCCCAUUCAAAUAAAUCAAUUUAAUCCUGCCCACAAUUUCAAUAAAAAAAACGAAGAAAAAGAAAAGUGUUUCAAAGAAUCUCUUGAUCUGUUACUUCCAGUCACACAAAUGUCCAAGCUUCGUGUGUGUAAUAUUCCCUAUAACCCACGAAUUUCACAAAUUAUUCCCCCCCCCCUCCCCCCUCCCCUCCACAUUUACGUAAAGAGAAGAAAAAUAAUCCAAGCCAAGAGACGGUAAAAGAUGUGCAUAAUAGAUAAAGAAAAUACUAGAUAAAGUGAUGAAUGAAAUAAAAAGAAAAAAAAGUGCAGGCAUAGAGAUAUUUAAAAAUGUUCACUGGCGCAGAUGGUAUGACACAUUGUGAUCUAUAUAAAAUUAAACAAAGCAUCAACAAGUAGUAAAUAUUUAAGGUAUAUAUAUAUUAUAUAUAUAUAUGUUACGAAUAAAACUUUAAUGAAGGAAAAAUAAAAAAUGGAGAUAUAUAAAACACGAAGGAGAGUAAAAAAAAAUAAAUCGAAAUACACGAUACACAUUACACAUUUGCGGUCUAGGGAUCUCGCUGAUUGUACACUUAUUAAACACUAAAUAAUUACACUGGGGUGAUGGAUGGAGUAGGAUAUAUGAAAUUACACAUAAAGAAUAAAGAGGGAAAACAACUAUUCGAGAGUACGAUUGUAACGUACACAGAACACAAAGAGAAGAAAAUGAAAAAGACAAAACAAUUAAAAUAAAUAAAAAAAUGUGAAAACAAGUGGACGACUACAAACGUACCUUUAUCGCGGAUAUGACAAAGAGUAAUAAAAUACGUCUCAACUUCGACGAUUAAAGAAAACUAUAAAGAUGAAGAAAAAUUUAAAAAUAAAACGAUACACGACGCUCCUGCCACGCAGCGAGUUCUUAGACAGCUUUAAGAUUACUAUUGAUAAAUUAUAAAUAAUAAUUAUUGAAUAAUAACGAUGAACUUUCUAUAUGUUGAAUCGUGUCUAGUGAGAGAAAUGAAUUAAAUGAUUAAAAGAAGAUUUAAAGUAAUUAUUCAAUGGUAAAAUGACGACGAUAAAGAUGAUUGCCACAAUUUAAUUAAUUAAACAGUGAAAUCAGUUUGUAAUAUUCAAUGAUUAAGAUAUAUUUUCCAAAGUUCCCUCUUUUAUUCCGUUUCAUUCUGUUUAGUUUUGUUAUUUCCGUGAUAAUAGAUGGAAAAAUUCAUUGACAAACGUCAAAAGCAAAUAAAAAAAACCUAAAAACCCAUAAAAAUAAUGAAAAAUGCUGGAUGUUUCGUUGGCUGUUUUACAUAAUGUUGCACGGUUGAUGAUUCAUUCACCACCGUUUAGCCAAUUUAAAUGUUAAAGUGAUGAAAAGUAAAAAAAAAAGUAUAAAAAAAUUUAAUAAUUAACAAAAAAAAGAUUAAAAAUGUAGCCGAAUAAUUGCGAUGGCUGUUUUCACGCGUGGGGUUACAAUUAAUUAAUCAGUAAUUCAACAAUCGUUUGUCACGACAGUUAAUGAGCAAUUACUGCUACUAUCGCCACCGAUAUUCGGUCAAGUGAACUCAGACUCAUCAAUAAAAUAAACCAUGGAGUGAAGAUGAAAAUGUUUUCUGUCGUCUUUGCAUUCAACAAAUUUGAGUAAUAAUGCAACACGUGCUUCCCCACGCGCGUUAAUUAUAGAGAAUGAUGAAAAAUUGUAAAGGUGACUAUUGUCGAUUGACUUUUGUUUGCCCGAUGAACAAUUCGCUGCCGAACAUAACGAAUUCUGCGAUCUAUUAUAAUCUCAAAGGAGCAUUAUAUCACAUUAAUUAAUCUGAUUUAUUAUAAAUAUCAUACUGUGGUUUAAUAGUAUAAUUUGAUGCCAGCUUUUCUCAAAUUUUUUUUGUUUCUCUUAUUAAUUCAUCUAGUCCCGAGCGUUUCAUCUUGAUUUUCUUUCCUUUCAUGCGCUUUCACCCUAGUUUUCAAUUAUUCUCUUGCAUUUUUUUCAACGUAUUCGUUCUGUUCUGCUUCUGACGUACCGUGUUACAGUCAAUAAUUACAUAAAGAAAAAUUAAAUUAAGAAACACGAGAGACCACGAACGAUAUUAAAAACAAUUAAAUGUAGAAUAAAUUUUUGGGAGAAAAGUUUAUAGGCAAUUAAACUCGUGUGAGUGGAUGUAAUGAAAAUUACAUGAAUACACACAUUAUGUUUUUACAUUUGAUUCCUAACAAAUAAUUGAAGAGAACAUUUAUGUAUUUGCGUGACAGAAAACAGUUCAUCAUUAGAAUAGGAUUAAAAUAUUUUGUUUUCCCUGGUUGAUGUAAGAAAUUAUAAACAAAAAGGUAACAGAGAAUUUUUCUUUUAUAAUAAUUAUUCGUGUGUAUAUUUCUACCCUCCCACAACUAUCAUCUCAAAGCUAAGAGAAAGGUGAUGAAUUAUCGAGUUGAACUAUUCAAAUAAUUAAUUAAAAACUUCGAAUUAUUUUUUCGUUAAUUAUGUAUUUGGGGGGACAGGUGUAGAGAUGUAAUUGGGGAAAAUUUUUUUUAUAAAUAAUUGGAUAAUAAAACGAUGGGAUAAUCCCAUUGAAUGUGCAUGGAUUCUGAGCGUAGAAAAGAAUAGCACAUCACUGCCAUGUUCUUAAAUUUCAAGUGAAAAAUUUAAUGAUUAAAUAAAAAUCGUCCCCCUCCCCAGUCUCUUGAAUUUUCCAAUUAAUUUCGUACAAAUAAAAAACUCGCUGCAUUAAGAAAAAAAAUUAGUGAAUAAAUUCAAGUGCAAGAGCGUCGUGAGGAGAAAGCAAUGAAGACGUAUGAAAUAUAUAUAUAUGUAAAAAAAAAUAAUGAAAAGAUAAUUCGUAGCACGGUAGUAUGAGUGUUCAAACGAAGAAUUAAUUGACGAUUAAUUAAUGAAGAAUAAAAGAAUCACGUUUCCGUUUCCUCUGACAGCACACGGUUGAAGACAGAUUUAAAAGAAUAAUGAAAUAAUGAUGGUGAUGGUAGCUACAGGCCUGAACUGUUUGUUAAAUAAACAAAAAACGCGAGAAAUUUCAUUUUAAUGGAGAAAUAUUUAGUGUAAAUGUACGUAUGUAAUUAAUUCCCAAUUGCACACGACGUACAUGAAAGCGUUGAUUCAGAACAAGAAUGAGACAAAAUUUAUGAUUAAUUAAUUACUAUUAAUGAAAAAAAUUUAAAGAUGUACUUUACUGAAGAAUUGGGUGGAAAAUAAAAUGCAGAUCAAUGGUUUUAGAUAACUCGAGUCUAUUCACAUUUUUUUUUCAUUGAAAAAUAAAUUAUUUCAAUUACAUCUGUACAAUUUAUUAAAUAAAAUCUCUCACGUAAUUCGACAAUUCCUCAAGCCAAUUUGGAUAGUGUAACAUUAGAAUUAAAACUUGCUCUGUAUUUUUUAAGUACAUGUCACUGAGUGACUUGAGAAUAUAUUUCUUUGAACUUUCAGUGUGAUAUUUACUGUCGAUCCUCAGUAAUGCCACGUAUGAUUGCAAAUGUGUUGGAUAGAGGUCGAGAGUCAUAUUUUUACUAUUACGAUGAGACAGUACGUUUCUUAAUACAAAUUGAAUGUAAUCAAUCACCAAUAAAGGAAGAUCACAGUGUA